AUGGAAGGUGCAUUCAAGAGUUUUGAUAAUGAAUGUGAUGUAUUACGCAACCUUCGCCCCCGAAAUCUAACUAAAGUCAUUAGCAGUUGCUCUAAUCUUGAUUUCAAAGCCUUAGUGCUCGAUUACAUGCCUAAUGGGAGUCUCGAAAAGUGGUUGUAUUCUCACAACUAUUACUUAGACAUUACACAGAGAUUAGACAUAAUGAUAGAUGUGGCAUGUGCAUUGGAAUAUCUUCACCAUGGUUAUUCAACACCUGUGGUACACUGUGAUUUGAAGCCCAGCAAUGUCUUGCUGGAUGUAGAUAUGGUGGGACACUUGACUGAUUUUGGCAUUGCAAAGUUAUUUAGUGCGGCAGAGAGUCUUGUACAAACCACGACCCUUGGAACAGUUGGGUAUAUUCCACCAGAGUAUGGAUUGGAAGGAUUAAUAUCUACAAGGUGUGACGUUUACAGCUAUGGUAUUCUGUUAAUAGAAAUGUUUUCAAGAAAGAAGCCUACUGAUGAAAUGUUUGCUGAAGAUUUGAGUCUGAAGGGUUGGAUAAAUGAGUCACUGUCAAAUGCAAUCAGCCAGGUGAUAGAUGCCAACUUGAUAAGACCCGAGGAACCGAACUUAAAAACCAAGGUCCAGUGUGUAUCAUCCAUCAUGGAGUUGGCUUUAAAUUGCAGUGUAGAAUUACCAGAGGAGAGGAUCUGCAUCAAAGAUGUUCUGUCAGCCCUCAAGAAGAUCAAACUUCAGUUCAUUGCAAAUUGUAGAACGGUUUAA
Molecule: messenger RNA, 762 nt
Organism: Ilex paraguariensis (yerba mate)
Lineage: Eukaryota; Viridiplantae; Streptophyta; Magnoliopsida; Aquifoliales; Aquifoliaceae
Source: the annotation of a GenBank genome assembly